AUGGGAUCCGGUGAGGGGAAGAGUGACAUGGAGCGUCUGGGUGUCUUCAAAGAAAUGAGCUACAUCUCUGUAGGAGACAAGUACAGUCCACUCACCAACCGUCCGUUCAAUGAGUCAGCCUAUCAUAGCCGGCAGAUGCAAGCGGGCAUCGCUAAGCAACGAUGUGCUCUGCAGAGUGGCUAUUUCGACAAGUCCUUCAACCGGAUAUUUGAACGUGAAGCGCUGAGUGACCCGCUGAGACUGGCCCGACAGAACCGCAUCCAGCAGUCCAAGAAGAACCUGGGCAAGGCCUUCAUGCCCUGCCAUGGGGUCAAGAAGCCCUGUGGUUCAGGUAGUUACUAUGGGACUCUGUCUGGACCAGUUGAAGCCAUGAGUCCACAGUCGGUCGCCCAGAAAGCUCAUCGCCCACCCGGACGCAACAUUGUCACCUCACCUUCCAAGAAAGGCAGUGGUUACAGCUAUCCCAAUGUGACACUGUCCAAAAUUGAGCUGUAUGCCUCAGACCCCUACGAAAGAGCCAAAGAAGUACUGAAGAGGGAGGCAACAAUCCAUCGCUCCAAGUUAAGAGAUGGCCCCUUCAAGCUCAACCUUCACCCCAGAGAUUAUUUCCAAGGCAAUCCAUACCGCAGUGACAAGCCACUCCCACCAGCACAAAAGCCCCUCCCACCUGGACAGAAAGUCUCUCCGGUUCCCUUUAAGCCUUCGUCCCCUAGCAAAAAGAUUGGAGGAAUGAAAGCGGGGACGUUUGACACUUACCCCUCGCAUUCUGCUGAUCCAUACGUCAUUCGCCGCUCUAAACCAACCAAUCUAGAGCCAGUCUUCCGUCCUGUUCCUGGUCCUAAGAGCACACCUGUCAAGAGUAUCAUCACCGUCAAUGUUAACAGGAGUGUGCACUCCGCUAACUACACCUUAUCCAUUCCAACUGGGAUGACCUUCUGACUACAUUACCCAUACUGCACCUACACUAGCUGACUUGUUUACCUGCUAUAUACUAUAGAAGUUUUUUUACUGCAUCUGUUUUACUAUAAGCUCUGAUGAGAUUCUUACACACAUAAUGCUGUUUUUAUUCCAUUACAUGAAGACGAUACAGCUUUAGCAAUCUUCAGUGAUCUAUGUUUCCUUUCUAUUCAUAGGUUAUAUUUGUAAUGUUGUGGAUCUCACAUACAGUAACAAAAUCAACAAGGA
Molecule: messenger RNA, 1185 nt
Organism: Morone saxatilis (striped sea-bass)
Lineage: Eukaryota; Metazoa; Chordata; Actinopteri; Moronidae
Gene: cfap96
Product: chromosome unknown C4orf47 homolog
Exons: 7
Coding region: 1-939 (312 amino acids)
Cellular component (GO): centrosome
Source: RefSeq, a predicted model, not a curated record